Molecule: messenger RNA, 1701 nt
Organism: Fusarium keratoplasticum
Lineage: Eukaryota; Fungi; Ascomycota; Sordariomycetes; Hypocreales; Nectriaceae
Exons: 9
Coding region: 1-1701 (566 amino acids)
Source: RefSeq, a predicted model, not a curated record
AUGUUUUUAUCAACUGCAACCGCGGCUCUCGCUGCUGUCCUUUGUUUACCCCAAGCCACUCUUGCCUGUAGUAGCUGCUCAUCCUCCCAUGUUUAUCCCCGGAAUGGCAGCGAUCGAGGAGUGCAAACUGCAAACCUGCUUCUCAACCAAGCUAUCAAAGCUCUUGGUGGCAGGAAGGCCCUGCAGAAUUUGCAUGGUGUCACCUAUGAGUCCGAUGAGAUCUUUCGCAUCAGCACCUUGAUGCAGAACUACAACCUUUUCUACGAAGACCGGUACGUGGUAUCUCAUGGUACCCAAAACAUCUCGUAUUCUUUCAAAGAUGGCUUCUCUCAGAGGAUCGACCGUAACUAUCAAGUCUCUGACUACUUUGCUUUCGGAACGCCAUCUAUCCCACCUGUCCAGUUCUCACUUGUCAUGAAGGAUGGUCCUGAGGGGUAUGCUUGCUACAAUGAGGGAAAUGAUCUCGUAUUCUUGCCCGGAAAUGCGACUGCCGGCUACACAGACUCUGCCCUUGCCGAGUAUCUUUUGUUCCAGGCGCACAAGAUGUCGCCCCGACUCUUGCUAGAUAUGGAGAAGCAUCAGCCCACCCGAACCACUGUCACUAUCAACAACGUCGAUUUCCCAGCUGUUCACGAUGAACACCUCGACAUCGUUGUCGCUUUCGACCUCGAGACCAAGCUGCCUUACAUCAUCCGUUCUUUUGAAGACCAUGCUAUCUUUGGCCGAACAGAGAACGACCUACACCUUUACAACUACACUGAAGUUAAUGGAAUCCAGUUUCCUACUCGCCGCUUCGUCUUCCAGAACGGCACUGCCAUCGUGGAGCAAACCGACUUUUCGAGGGUCAUCCCAAACCCAGACUUUUCUGCUGACUUUUUCGAAGGGCUUGAGGAGAGCAAGAGUGCAACUCCCCGGGCUGCACCCGCCAAGAUCCCGGAAUACUCGCACGCAGAGAUUGGAGAGUAUUGGACCAAUGCCCUAUGGAGUGGUCCCUAUACUGGAACUUAUGACAACAUCACUACUGAGACGCUUGGCCCUGAUCUCCCCAACGCCCACAAGUUCUUGGUUGAAAACAGCCCAAUCGUGGAGCAUCUCAUUCUGGAUUUCGAGGAUGGCGUUAUCGUGUAUGAGGCCCCUCCUCAUCAGACAGAUCUUGUGAUUCGAUGGGUCAAGGAGAACCUCAAGAAGCCGAUCACCCAUGUCUUUCUCACACAUCAUCACCAUGACCAUAGCUAUGAUGUUCACAAGUAUGUCGCUCUGGGAGCCAAGAUCAUCGUUCCUGAGGUUGCAGCCAAGUACUGGAAACAGAUUCCUGGUGCUGAGCUCGUUACCUUUACUGAGGGAAAGCCGUACAUUCACGCCGACAGCACGAUGCAAGCUCGCUUCAUCUGGCACGAGGAGGCUCCCCAUUCCGUUGACUGGUCGUACUCCAUCGUCACCACCCGCUGCCCGUCGGCAAACAGCACCAUGUUGGCCUACGAAGCUGACUCUUUCUCCACCCUUACGCACUUUGACCCUCACUUUGCUUACGGCUGGCUUAACCAAGCUGUCGCUGACGGCAUGAGCAACAACACCAUCGUUGUGCCUACUCAUGGAAUGCCGGUUCCCUUGUCAUUCUUGCUUGACCAGAUUAGCUACGUCUACCCGGCUCUCGAUUCGACUCAUCUCCGUGCUGGAGUCCCCAGCUGCCUCGCCUACUAG